This is a messenger RNA of Cuscuta europaea, 334 nucleotides long. Lineage: Eukaryota; Viridiplantae; Streptophyta; Magnoliopsida; Solanales; Convolvulaceae. The record is from the annotation of a GenBank genome assembly.
UUUCUGUUUUUCAAAUCUUGCUUCUUCUUUGAAUGAUAAUGCAGCAAAAAUGCCACCUGAGAAGAAAUUUCUUUCUGAUGUGACUCUUCAACUCCCACGAAAUUCUGCCUUUUUGUUUCGUGUUAGGAGAAAGUGGAUUGUGAAAGACCAGAACAUGAGCUUGGGUUCCCGCUCUUGUGAAUUAGUUUUGAUGGAUGAAAAGCUUUUCAGAUUUUGGAGUAUUUUUUUCCUAUUCCCCUUGAUGGUUAGCUAUGCAAUGACAAUGAACAAGAGCCAAGGACAAUCGUUAGAGAAUGUGGGCGUUUUUCUACGACGACCAGUUUUUACACAUGGG